Molecule: messenger RNA, 1221 nt
Organism: Penicillium verrucosum
Lineage: Eukaryota; Fungi; Ascomycota; Eurotiomycetes; Eurotiales; Aspergillaceae
Exons: 1
Coding region: 1-1221 (406 amino acids)
Source: RefSeq, a predicted model, not a curated record
AUGUGCGAAAAUCAUCCUGCUGUCCGUCAUGCUUCGAUCGCUAUGAGUGCGUGGCAUACCCAGUUGGAACGGAUCCCAACGAGCUUUAAAGAAGAUCGGGGCCCCAGUCUGACUCUUCGGCACUCUACAAAAGCCAUUGCUUGUCUUCGAGAAAGUCUCGCUCGGGAGGAUCUCACUCCGUACAGCCCAAGACGCACCCCGAAGCAAGUAGUGUUAGUCACAUGUGUGACUUUUACUCUCCUUACUCUAUUCCAGGGAGAUCUCUAUUCUGCUCGCCGUCACCUUGCCUCCGGUUAUAAACUUUUCAAAGAAUGGGAUAUUCAGCAAGAUAAAGGUGCUACUAGUCUGGCCCUAACACAGGCUUUUUCCCAGAUGCACGUUUACUGGUCCUUCUGCUCUUAUUCCGAGUUAUUUGUUAAGGAUUCCGCACAACUUAAUAGCGAGUAUCGGAUAUCCCCAAACACUACAGCGGCUCCAUCAAAUAUUACCCCGCCUCUCUAUUCGGGCAUUGAUCAGAUGGACCAUGUCCAAAAAUUUUCAACUCUCGUCUCGGGAUUCAUACUGGAUUACACUACUUGCGGGUUUGAUAUUGGACCAGCAAGCUCCAUCGGCCGCGGCGCGGCAGUAGUCUUGACUAAGCUUCGGCUCUGUAGAAGUCAUCUUCUAGCCGUCCUCGUCGAAUUGGAUGGUCUUGCGCCAGAGGACUGCGAUUCACUAAAAGUCUUCUCAUUACUGAUCGAUGUCAUUGAAAUUAAGCUGGCUGUCGCUAAAAACCAACCACCAGAUGAGAUAGUUUACGAUGAUCACCUGGAACAGUUUCAGCAUGUCGCAAAACUUGCACGAGCCCUAGCGGACUCGGCCACGAGUUUAAGUGACAUCGCGAUUUCGCCGUUUAGCUAUAGGUACUCUGUUUUGCCUACUCUCUUAUGGUCUGCGGCCAAAUGUCGCGAUUGGCAGGUCCGUCGUGAUAUCCUUUAUAUAAUGGACAAACGACCAGAAGAUGACUACUGGGCAUCUGCGACAACUGUGGCCUUAAAGAGACUGAUUGAUAUAGAGUCAACUGGAGUAAAGCCGGGGGACAUCAUUCCUGAAUCUGCUAGAGCCUACUGGGUUAACGUGAAGAUUCAGUCUGAGGAAUCCAGGGUUGAGCUGCGGUAUCGAACACCUCAAUUGUUGAAGCAUGGAAGUCAUGAGUGGGAAAAGAAUUCAAUGAAUUACUAG